AUGUACAGACCUGUCCAAAUCAGAUUGGCUGCCAGACCCAGAGCCGGCGUUGCCUUCUCCACCAGCGCUCAAUUGCAAAAAUGGAGCGACAUUCCAUUGGCUCCUCCUGACAAGAUCUUGGGGAUUUCCGAGGCCUACGUCAAGGACACCAACACCAAGAAGAUCAACUUGGGGGUGGGUGCGUACCGUGACAACGACGGAAAGCCUAUCAUCUUCCCAUCAGUCAAGAAGGCCGAGGAGAUCUUGUUGGCCAAGGAGGUCGAGAAGGAAUACACCGGCAUCACCGGAAACAAGAACUUCCAAAACAUUGUCAAGAACUUCAUCUUCAACAACUCCAACAAGGACGCCAAUGGUGCCAAGUUGAUCGAAGCCAACAGAAUCGUCACUUCCCAGACCAUUUCCGGUACCGGUUCCCUCCGUGUGAUUGCCGACUUCCUCAACCGUUUCUACACAAACAAGAAGAUCUUGGUUCCAAAGCCAACCUGGGCCAACCACGUGGCUGUCUUCAAGGACGCCGGCUUAGCCCCUGAAUUCUACGCCUACUACGAAACUUCCAAGAACGACUUGGACUUCGACAACUUGAAGCAAUCGUUACAAUCCCAAGAUGAGGGCUCCAUCAUCUUGUUGCAUGCAUGCUGUCACAACCCAACUGGUAUGGACUUGACCGCACAGCAAUGGGACGAAGUUUUGGAAAUCAUCAAGUCCAAGAAGUUCUUUCCCUUGGUCGACAUGGCCUACCAAGGUUUCGCUUCUGGUGACCCAUUCAAGGACAUUGGCUUGAUCAGAAGAUUGAACGAGUUGGUGGCUAACGACGAGCUCAAGUCCUACGCCUUGUGUCAAUCCUUCGCUAAGAACAUGGGUUUGUACGGUGAAAGAACUGGUUCUAUUUCCAUCGUUACCGAGUCUUCCGACGCUUCCAAGGCCAUUGAGUCUCAAUUGAAGAAGUUGAUCAGACCAAUCUACUCUUCUCCACCAAUCCACGGUUCCAAGAUUGUCGAAACCAUUUUCAACGACGAAAACAGUCUUUUGCCUGAAUGGUUGUCGGAAUUGGACGCCGUUGUUUCCAGAUUGAACACCGUCAGAUCCAAGUUGUACGAAAACUUGGACAAGACCAACUACAACUGGGACCACUUGUUGAAGCAAAGAGGUAUGUUUGUGUACACUGGUUUGUCUGCUGAGCAAGUGAUCAGAUUGAGAAACGAGUUCUCCGUGUACGCCACCGAGGACGGUAGAUUCUCGAUCUCGGGAAUCAACGACAAGAACGUUGAAUACUUGGCCGACGCCAUCAACCAGGUGGUCAAGGCUUAA
Suhomyces tanzawaensis NRRL Y-17324 is the source of this 1308-nucleotide messenger RNA. RefSeq names its product aspartate transaminase (gene AAT1). Bases 1 to 1308 code for a protein of 435 amino acids. The transcript has a single exon. The record is from RefSeq and is a predicted model, not a curated record. Gene Ontology annotation, molecular function: pyridoxal phosphate binding; L-aspartate:2-oxoglutarate transaminase activity. Gene Ontology annotation, biological process: L-aspartate catabolic process; biosynthetic process. NCBI's taxonomy places the organism in Eukaryota, Fungi, Ascomycota, Pichiomycetes, Serinales, Debaryomycetaceae. Gene Ontology annotation, cellular component: mitochondrion.